This is a messenger RNA of Syzygium oleosum, 1790 nucleotides long. RefSeq lists its product as uncharacterized. The transcript is spliced from 4 exons. Bases 127 to 1473 code for a protein of 448 amino acids. Lineage: Eukaryota; Viridiplantae; Streptophyta; Magnoliopsida; Myrtales; Myrtaceae. The record is from RefSeq and is a predicted model, not a curated record.
AAAAAAACAGAGGCAGUCGGCUUAAAUUCGGCAUCUUCUUUCGGCUCAACCGUCGUUUCUCCAAAGUUAAAUAACGAAAGCCCCUCAAUUCAUUCCUGCUCGGACCAAAUCCAUCCGUGCGCCGACAUGGCCACCGCCGCGUUCGCACCCCAGCACCUCCGAUCCUCCUCCUCCCUCCUCCUCCUCCUCCUCCUCGCCACCGCGCCUCCGCCGGCCCACUCCCUCUCCUACUUCCAGUACAAGACCCUCCUCUCCCUCGCCCACUCCCUCGCCACCCGCGUCGCCACCCUCCGCGCCUCCCGCGGCGACCUCGCCGGAGCCGACCGCGCCAGGGCCGUGGGGGAGCUGGGCGAGCUGCUGGGCCUGGUGGGGGAGUUCGCGAGGGCGGAGUCGGAGGCGGAGAGGGCGAGGUGGAUCGGGGGGAAUUACGGGAAUGCCAUGCGGGUCUCGAAGUCGGUCUUCGCGAGGCUUCUCAGAGUGUUCAGCAAAUCGGGUCCACUGCAGGAGUUGGUAGAGAGCAUGCAAAAGGAAGUGGUGGAUGGUGAUUUCCUGAGGGAUUGUCUGGAAUUGGGAAGUAAUGACUUGAAAGGACUGAUCCAAAUUUUGAAGGAUCUUACCUCUCAAUAUUACUCGUCACCUGAUCAUGGCCAUGAUCUCCGUGUGGGCUUGUCCAACCGAAAAAACAAAGGCCGUCGGCUUAAAUUCGGCAUCUUCUUUCGGCUCAACCGUCGUUUCUCCAAAGUUAAAAUAACGAAAGCCCCUCAAUUCAUCUCUGCUCGGACCAAAUCCCAUCCGUGCGCCGACAUGGCCACCGCCGCGUUCGCACCCCAGCACCUCCGAUCCUCCUCCUCGCUCCUCCUCCUCCUCCUCCUCGCCGCCGCGCCUCCGCCGGCCCACUCCCUCUCCUACUUCCAGUACAAGACCCUCCUCUCCCUCGCCCACUCCCUCGCCACCCGCGUCGCCACCCUCCGCGCCUCCCGCGGCGACCUCGCCGGAGCGGACCGCGCCAGGGCCGUCGCCGAGAGGCUGCGGCCGGGCCGGUGGCCGGGGGUCGGGCUCUGGCGAUCGGCGUGGUCGGUGGGGUGGGACUACGCGCGCAACUACGCGUGGGGCUGGAGGGACCUCGAGCGCCGGGAGAUGUACGGCGCCGUGUCGGAGCUGGGCGAGCUGCUGGGCCUGGUGGGGGAGUUCGCGAGGGCGGAGUCGGAGGCGGAGAGGGCGAGGUGGAUCGGGGGGAAUUACGGGAAUGCCAUGCGGGUCUCGAAGUCGGUCUUCGCGAGGCUUCUCAGAGUGUUCAGCAAAUCGGGUCCACUGCGGGAGUUGGUAGAGAGCAUGCAAAAGGAAGUGGUGGAUGGUGAUUUCCUGAGGGAUUGUCUGGAAUUGGGAAGUAAUGACUUGAAAGGACUGAUCCAAAUUUUGAAGGAUCUUACCUCUCAAUAUUACUCGUCACCUGAUCAUGGCCAUGAUCUCUAGAGCAUCACCCAGGACAUGUAUUUGGAACCAAUUUUGCACUGAAGGUCCCUGGGUAAGCACUAUGUUUAUGUACCACAUUACAGAAGGAGUUGAACAUUUCGAAAUCAUUUCUGCAGAAUUUUGGCGGGAGUUGAGGAGGUGAACAUAGAGAAGUAGAGAACUCUGAUUGCUAGGUGUCAUCUGAGUCAUGUUGUUAUUGUUUGGAGUUUCUUCAGCAUCUUUUCUGUGGUGGAGAGCUGUAAAUAGUUCUCAGCUGUAAAGAUGUAAUUCCUUUGUCUUUAAUCGGAUAAUUUUCACUUUCUAUGGUGUUGAACUAA